Messenger RNA from Aspergillus ochraceoroseus IBT 24754, 405 nucleotides. RefSeq lists its product as uncharacterized. The transcript is spliced from 5 exons. The coding region runs from base 84 to 371 and encodes 95 amino acids. The record is from RefSeq and is a predicted model, not a curated record. NCBI's taxonomy places the organism in Eukaryota, Fungi, Ascomycota, Eurotiomycetes, Eurotiales, Aspergillaceae.
AUUUCCUCUCAUCUCAUGUGCAGCUGUAUGAUAAACGAGGCAAUGCUUAAAACAGAAGCUACAAGUCGCAUAUCCUGUUCUCAAUGUCUGACUCAAGGCUAAUGGAUAUCGAACCCGGUGGCGAACAGACCCAAUAUGAGUCCGUUCGAAUAUUUACCGAAACGCCAGCCAAGCAACAUGGGCAGUUGGAUGGUGAUCUUCCGCACACAAUCAGCGAAAUGAGAACUACAUGGCAGACUGAUUAUAGCGAGAAGAAGACGAGAGAGUUGAGGGAGGUGGCGGAAGAGGAAAGGGAGGUCGAUCCCCAAGACGAUGCUGCUAAAACAAGGAGAGAACAAGGGUAUGGGCCUGGUUCGGGAGUCGGGGCUUAGACGCCGAAAAAACCCCGGGGGAGUGAGAAGGGGG